AAAAUCGGUUUGGGAAAAUUAUGAGUUAUCCACAUUAACGACAUCGGGUAAAGUAGGUGGGUCAACUCACGGAUUAAUGUGUAGUCAACCUACAAAUAUAAUGAAGAUUUUUGCUAGGUUACGAUAUAGAAUUGGAGUUGAGAUGGAUGAAAUUGGGAUAUCAUUAUUAAGGCAAGUAUUUAAUGUCAUGGAUGAUGCUGAAAUUUGGAUCUAUUUUAAUUCUUUGGCCUUUUUCAGAGUUAGAGUUAUUAAUAAGAGUGAAGUAGAUUUUGGCGCGACUCUCCAAAUUUUAGCAUUAUCCAUGACAUUUAAUAAUAAGCAAAUGUUAUGUUCAUUCUUUUUGACUCUAAUAACAAACGCCAACUGGAUGCAUUCUAUUAAAUCUUCUAUUUUAGGAAAUUUACUGGUUUCUUCAAAUUUCUGA
This is a messenger RNA of Dentiscutata heterogama, 424 nucleotides long. The record is from the annotation of a GenBank genome assembly. NCBI's taxonomy places the organism in Eukaryota, Fungi, Glomeromycota, Glomeromycetes, Diversisporales, Gigasporaceae.